Messenger RNA from Xenopus laevis (African clawed frog), 4976 nucleotides. It is a transcript of the gene ccnyl1.L, whose product is annotated as cyclin Y like 1 L homeolog. Lineage: Eukaryota; Metazoa; Chordata; Amphibia; Anura; Pipidae. Bases 1 to 1086 code for a protein of 361 amino acids. The transcript has 11 exons. The record is from RefSeq and is a predicted model, not a curated record. Gene Ontology annotation, molecular function: protein kinase binding.
AUGGGAAACACCGUGACCUGUUGCGUGUCGCCGGACGCCAGCCCGAAAGCGGGGCGGGACCGUAGAGUAGCAGAGAGAGGGGAGCCCUACCAGACGCAAGUUGAGCUGCAGGAAACCGACCCAGGACCUCAUUUACAGCACAUUAGCGACCGCGAUUUCCCGAGUGAUUUCAACGAUGAGUGCAACCCAUCUGACCAUCCACAAGCAAGCACAAUAUUCCUUAGCAAAUCCCAAACUGAUGUGAGAGAAAAGAGGAAGAGUAAUCACAUAAAUCAUGUAUCUCCUGGGCAGCUUACAAAGAAGUACAGCUCCUGCUCCACAAUAUUUCUAGAUGACAGCACAGUCAGUCAGCCUAAUCUCAGAAGCACAAUUAAAUGUGUUACCUUAGCAAUAUACUACCAUAUUAAGAACAGAGAUUCUGAUAGAUCCUUGGACAUAUUCGAUGAAAAGUUGCAUCCCUUAACAGAUGCGGCAUCCGUGACCCCUAUUUUAAAAGCUGGAAAGAUGCAGAAAAGGAAGCGUGAAGAGGUGACUGAUGACUAUUGUAAACAUGAUCCAGAUCAUAAGCACAUCUACCGAUUUGUGAGGACUCUCUUCAGUGCUGCACAGCUGACAGCCGAGUGUGCGAUUGUUACUUUAGUUUACCUGGAAAGGCUUCUAACCUACGCUGAAAUUGACAUUUGCCCCAGUAACUGGAAGCGAAUUGUUUUGGGAGCCAUUCUUCUUGCUUCGAAAGUUUGGGAUGAUCAAGCUGUGUGGAAUGUUGAUUACUGCCAGAUCUUGAAGGAUAUCACUGUUGAAGAUAUGAAUGAGAUGGAGAGGCAUUUCCUGGAGCUCCUGCAGUUCAACAUUAACGUUCCCGCCAGUGUGUAUGCCAAAUAUUAUUUUGACCUUCGUUCUCUAGCAGAUGAUAACAACCUUAGUUUUCUGCUGGAACCCCUCAGCAAGGAAAGGGCACAGAAACUAGAGGCUAUCUCCAGACUGUGUGAGGAUAAAUACAAAGAUCUAUCCAAGGCUGCCAUGAGGAGGUCAAUCAGUGCCGAUAACCUAGUGGGCAUUCGGCGCUCUAAUGCCAUUAUCUCCUGAGGCACUAUGAACAGGAGCCAGGCGCAGCUAAGAUCCAAAUGGUGUGCCGUGUGGAUAUUCACAAACCACCAAUUUCCCCACACACUCUUCUACACACUACUGCAAGCCGGCUGUGACUUUGUCUUCCAGCAACGAGGGCUGUGGGAGGAAACAGGCACCCAAUAUAUGGAAGCACGAAUGUAGUAAGGCCUUCCUCAGGAUUAAGGAGCACACACUAUGAGAACAUUGAGGAGGGUCUGUUUUAAGCAGCACAGUCUUCUUAUUAAAUGUGUAACCACUGGUGCAUCAGCAGCGUGGGGAAAUGAUUUCUUUCCACCACCCUCUACCAUUUGUUUGCUUACUGUGUAGGCCUAUAGCUGUGAACUGAGACUUUUUAACAUUAUGUAGUAUACGAUUUUAGAAUCUUUAAAACACUAAUCAUGUGAGUAUAGUUACAAUUUAUUGCCUUCUCUUAUCUUUCCCCUUGUUUUACUAUUUGAUUUUUUUUUUUUUUUUUAUUCCGGCAAAUGCUCCAAAGUGUUAACAUUGACCUUACCUAGCAGGGCAUAGCCAUGUUGGAGCAAAUGAAGUUGAAACAAGUCCUCUGAGUCCAAACCAGCUGAGUUUGUUUUUAUAGAAGUUCUGGAGUCAUGGAAUAUUCACUUGUCCUCAGUCUUCAUGGAACAAGGUGUCUGUUUGUAAUGGAAUGUGUGUUUUUAUUUUCUAUUUUAAAUAUGGCCGGGAACAGCCUGUAUCUCUGUCAUUAUUGGUGCUCCCAAUUAAUAUAUGCAUUUUAAGGCUGUUAAGGCACUAUAUGAUGAAUUAUGAUUUUUGCUGCCCUGUGUGUUCUGCACACUACAUAGCAUGGGAAGCUGAGAUGGAUUCUAGUAUUGUUUGCAAAGUUGCUGCUCUGAAAGUCUCUAGUUGUCAUCUCUGUGUUACUAGAGGUGUCGGCAUUAUAGAAUACCUUUUUUUAUCUCCUAAUUCUCUGUAUAAGCAGAUAUCAUUUCUAGCUAUCUGCCUAACUUAACGUUUUAGCUACAGCCGGGAGAUUGAUUUUUCAGAACCACUUUAAAUUACUGUAAAAGAGCAAACUGAAAUUCUUGAAAGACCCUGAAACAUUGACCCGACAUUGAAACACUGCAGUUUCCCUAUCAAUAAAAGUGUUAUGUUGCCAAGAGGAGUCCUAAUAAUUUGAAAAAUGAAACCCCAAUAAAUCUACAGGUGCCAGAAAUAUAACCUUUAGCAGCAGCCGUCACCACCUGGGUACUAGUUCUGCUUCAAGAGUAACAACAGUAACGAUAAUUUAGAGGAUUUUGACCAUACAGCAAUUAGUAGCUUUAUGUGUGGGGAACAAAAUAUACGGAAUAGCCCCUCCCAGUGUAUGGCGGUAGCCUACAUGUGUGUGUGUCAUAACAUCUCCCAAGAUCUUUAUUCGGAGAAAGGUGGCUCUAGAAUUCUGUGAUGUUUACCUUCCGUGUUCGCUGCCACUGGAGCAGUGUAUAAAGAGUAACCUCAAACACGUCAUGCAGACACAAGCCUUCUCUUCAUUAUUAUAGGGCAGGCCUGAGAAUCCAGCUAGUUUUAUCCAAACUGAUACUGUGUUCAUCAAAUACCGUCCACCUGUUAUAAAGUGUCUGUCGGCUAUUGUGGGUGCAUGAGCGAUAACGUCCAAACGCUGGCCUCUCUCUUAACAACAGUAACGAUGGAAAAGCUGCUGGAGAAUUUCUCAUACCGUUUCUGUUUACCUUCCAUUAGUUGUUUGAGAAGCACCAUCUCCACGUCCUCCUAUGAAAAUGUUGUGGAAAAUACCUUGUUGAACAAUGACCCUACCUCAUAACCAUUUGAAACCCUUGCAAGUGUUGCUGAUAUUGUAAAAAAAAGGAUUGUACUGUUCUCUGUGUAUAGUGUAUUCUCUCUCUCUCUCUCUCUCUCUCUUUCUCUAGUGGCUCAAUAUGGUUCACAUCAACGAUGGUCAACUUGUAGCCUCUACAGCCAUCAGCUCUGUAUGGGACACUGCUGCUCCUCAUGUUGUACUUUAACUGUCCUCGCUCCACAUACAGUGCCUGAGGCUUCUAUCCACGGAACAGCUAAAGCCUCCAUUGCUGCUGAUGGCACAAUUGUCUAGUAAUUACCAAAAGUAAAUUCUUUUAUUAUUUAUAUUGUAACGGAACACUGUAACUUGCAAUUGUGUAGCAAUUCAUUAUGAAUGUUGGGGAUGCCCUUUGUUCAAGUUUUCCAUUGAGCCAAAUCAUUUAGAAUUCGACUGAACUGAAUGCAUUAUGUUAAAAAUGAACUCUUACUCUAAUGCAGGCAGUGCUGUUAUUAUUCCAUGACAUAAUCGAAAUAGCUUGCCGAUAUUUCAAUUCAUUGUUUCCCCAUCUUUUAUAUUGCACCAACAUUUGCAAAAAGAACGUUCUGAUUGAGGGCUCUUAAAUGUGAACUUUACCGCAGGGUGGCUUUUUUGUUUGUUCCCCCUGCAUCGGAGUGGACUGAGCCCAUUAUUCUUUGUGGCAGCUGUAGCCAAGGGAUGUACUGAAACUCCAACCACCAAUGGCAACAUUGCAGUGUUUCAUCUUGUGUGCAAAGGAUUGUGGGAGUACAAGAGCCAUGUAACCUAUUCAGAACAGUGGGGGUUCUACAAGUCUGUUGGCGGCAUUUCAUUCUGGAAUAAUCCAGUUGCAUGUAUUAUAAGAAAUAAGAUUUUUUUUAUUGAUUCAUACAUUUAAAUAUGGACUGUUUUAUGCAACAUGCUCCGUUCAUGGGAAUAGUUGUGCUGAGGGCCCAAGUACCGAAAUAAUAGAUACAAAAUAGUAACAGAACGGAAGAGCAUUUUCCGACUACUAAAUUCAGUGGCAUCGGAAACCAGAUCGCAUUUUAAAUGACAUGGUGGAGACAGGCCUCAUAUUUGAAAGAUGAAUUUAUCCUUUCCAUAUCAUGCGACACCUGACGGUGACUGUUUUAUAAUUGCCGCUACUCAAGUUUGAAUAUCAUUGAAAUCCAACCUAAUAGUUUGUGGAGAAGUAACAGAAAAAAACGUUAAAGAUACAUUUAUGCCCCACGAAAUCCUUCAUUUAAAAGGUUUUAGCAUCGGUUAGAAAAUAAUAGAUUUGAUGCUGUAGCCUAAUGCUGAAACUCACUGUAGUCUUUUACAGCAGUGUGACUUUUUUAUUUAGUAACAGCAGCAGCAGCGUGUUACACUACAAAUAUUAUCUGCUUUCACACACAAGCAAAUCUAGCUUUUAGUACUAACUAUGACUGUUCUAUCUUCAGAUGCCUAGAGAUUUAUUAUGUAAGAGGAGACAAAAAACCAAACAUCUUUUACCCCAUGAACAGCUGAAUGUUAACCAAAUGGAGCCAUAUUAGUGAAUACGAUUUUCCCAUUGAGAGAAAUAGAUACUGUGGAGCUAAGGAAAGAAGCAAUGCACAGGCGAAUGCAAGGUACACUCUCUUAGAUUUCUUAUUCACAUCAAAAAUGGCGCAGACAAGUCAUGAAAGAACUGGCCCGAUUGAUGUGGUUAUUUAGUUACAAAAGUGAUUCACCAGGGACACUUGGACCUUCCAAAAGCAGCCAUUUUGUUAUACAGUAGAAAAGGUGCCCAUAUAUUCUUCCUCAAGGUUUUUUCUAGUGAGAGAGAGAAGGGGAAAAAAUCGAACCUGCCAAGGCCAAAACCAAGCAACAGAACAGACAUGACACAAGGAUAACGUAUGGUUUACGUUUCGUAGCCGGCGUAGCUUUACAUUCUACCUUGUUUGUAACAAGGAGACAAAGAUACUUUGGGUUCCGAGGUUUCUCAGCUGCAAAUGAAACCACAGUUCUGUUUUACAGACUAAUGCGAAAAUAUUCAUUUGGUUUUUGCUUUGUCAUGUUUCUAUUAAAACGAAAAAGAUAAUAAACUCUAUUUUAAUUA